Magallana angulata is the source of this 1560-nucleotide messenger RNA. RefSeq lists its product as uncharacterized. The coding region runs from base 136 to 1548 and encodes 470 amino acids. NCBI's taxonomy places the organism in Eukaryota, Metazoa, Mollusca, Bivalvia, Ostreida, Ostreidae. The record is from RefSeq and is a predicted model, not a curated record. The transcript has 2 exons.
AUACCGUCUCCUGUUAUCUUUCCCUUAGAGGGCGCCACACGAUAAUACGGUCCCCUUCGGAACUAGCUCGCGCAUUAUCGCAUCGGCUUUAUUGUAUCAAACGUAAACAAAUCGCUGUCAGUUCACACGUGAAACAUGCCGGAAACUUGUUGCUGUGUACCUGGGUGUAGUAAUAGAGGUGGCCACGUUUUUCCAUCUGAUCAACUGAGGAAAAAAGCUUGGAUUCAUGCAAUCAGACGUGGGGAAUCCCGUUUUCAGAGUUGGGAACCCUCGUCACAUGCUGUAGUGUGCAGAUCACAUUUCCAAAACUGUGACUACCUCUCGGAGACGGUUUACGGAACCACACCAUUAAGCAGACGCCUGAAAAAAACAGCAAUCCCAAGCAUUUUCCAGUGGAUAGAUCCUGCAAGUCCCGCAGAUAUUGCUAGGGCUAGCCGAGCUAGGACAAGGGGGGUGAAGAGAAAGUUAAUCGAGAUUAAUACCACCGAGAAUCAAAGUCAAGGCACAGUGUAUUUUCAAGACGAUAUUGAUGUUGCAGAUGAAAUUGUCAUUGAAAGCAUUCCAACCAAGAAUGACACUGACGAGGAUUCAAGCGAAGAACAGAAAUUUUAUUUAAAUGUUGAAACCCAGACACCUACAUUUCCACCAAUGUGUAUUGAUAAUUUUGAGAAAGACGAUGCUGGCAUUCACUUUUAUACAGGGCUUGAAACAUAUGUUAAAUUUUAUAUGGUUUUAAGAACCCUAGGUCCAGCCGCAUAUUGUUUGAACUACAUCUAUCACAAGGUUACAAAUAUCAGCGUUCCAGAUCAAUUUUUCCUUGUUCUUAUCAAACUGCGUAGACAUAGAACUAAUUUUGAUUUGUCCACUGGCAGAUUAUUUAAUGUCUCAGAAAAAACGGUGUCAAAUGUAUUCUAUACAUGGAUUCUUUUUAUGUCAAAGCAGUGGAGAGAAGUAGACAUAUGGCCACCCAAAUCCCUUGUUAAUUAUUUCUGUCCAUCAGAUUUUAAAUUGAAAUUUCCUAAUACUAGAGUUAUAGUUGAUGGAACUGAAUGUCCGAUCAAAAAACCAAAACUUCCAAAAACUCAGCAAGCCACUUUUUCGACUUAUAAAAAUAAGAACACGGUCAAAAUAUUAGUUGGUGCAACCCCUGGUGGCCUUGUGUCAUAUGUAUCUCCAGCUUAUGGUGGGUCAACAAGUGAUAGACAAAUUGUAGAGCGAAGUAGUUUGUUAAAUUUGUGUGAUCCUGGAGACUCGAUUAUGGCCGAUAAAGGUUUUAAUGUUCAGGAUAUGUUUGUACAUAGAAAUAUUCAGAUAAACAUGCCCACAUUUUUUAAAAAGAAAAACAGAAUGUCUUGUUCAACUGUUAUUCAAGAUCGAAAGAUAUCCAGUAAAAGAGUUCACAUUGAGCGCAUCAUUGGACUUGCCAAAACUUUCAAGAUUUUAGUUGAACCUAUGAAUAGUUCAGAAACUAAAUUGUCUUCGCAUAUAACCUUUGUAUGUUUUAUGCUGUGCAAUUUUAAAACUUGCAUUGUUCCCUCUUAUGCCUAGAUAAAUUUAUCU